AUGAAUAUCUUCACCAAGAAACCAAAUCCCAGAGAAGCUCUUAGGGAGAGUAAGCGAGAGAUGACUCAAGCUACAAGAGGAAUCGAAAAGGAAAUCCUAUCUCUGCAGUCAGAAGAGAAAAAGCUCGUUCUCGAGAUUAAAAGAAGUGCUAAAACAGGGAAUGAGGGAGCAACAAAGACUCUUGCGCGGCAAUUGAUCCGGCUAAGGCAGCAAAUCACUAAGUUACAAGGAAGCAGAGCUCAAAUGCGAGGGAUUGCUACUCAUACACAGGCUAUGCAUGCACAUACUUCAGUUGCUGCUGGAAUUCAAGGUGCCACUAAGGCAAUGUCAGCUAUGAGCAAGAAUAUGGAUCCAGCAAAACAGGCCAAGGUUAUGAGAGAAUUCCAAAAGCAGUCUGCGCAAAUGGACAUGACUACUGAGAUGAUGUCAGAUUCUAUAGAUGAUGCUUUAGACAAUGACGAAGCUGAAGACGAAACAGAGGAUUUGACAAACCAGGUUCUUGAUGAAAUCGGCAUUGAUAUCGCCUCACAGUUAUCAUCUGCUCCAAAAACUAAAAUUGGCGGGAAGAAUGCAGAGGAUGUUAGCAGUUCUGAAAUUGAUGAACUGGAGAAGCGGUUGGCGGCGCUUAGAUAG
Microthlaspi erraticum is the source of this 633-nucleotide messenger RNA. NCBI's taxonomy places the organism in Eukaryota, Viridiplantae, Streptophyta, Magnoliopsida, Brassicales, Brassicaceae. The record is from the annotation of a GenBank genome assembly.